AUAGUAGACUAAUAAGUACAUCCGUGUGUGUAGUGUGUGAUGUGACAGGUCACGAGUUUAUUUCUUCUCAACCGACAACACUGACGUCACACAUGCGUUGUUGUUGUCACUGCAAAGUAUUUCCUAACCAUGUGAACAGGUAGCAGAAUGUCUCAUACAGUGAAGCCGGAAGUUGAAGUUUGCGAAAGUGAAAUACAUCGCUCGGAACUGUAUGAGAAAUGCAACAAAAACCCGGGCCAUUUGAAAUUCAUAUCUCCAGAAACUUUUAACCUGGAUUGUCUGCCCUCAGUCUACCGUGACCAGGAAGUUUUAAACUUCGUCAACGCUCUAUCGGAUUUAACUGUACUGAUUAGCCUCAACGUCACCAGCGAAAGUCGGCCUAAGUUCUACCCAAACACCAAAGUCCCGUUCCCAUAUUAUGACGUCAGAGGGGGUAACAGAUUACGUUUCGGAACGGGACAAAUCUGGAUGGUCAAGAAGAAGCAGAAAAAAGUUGCGAUCAACGGGGGCAAAGGUUUCGGAAGGUUCUUAAACCGUAGAGUCAGUUACGGUGUCAUCACAGUAGUGACAGCGGCGCAUCUAGUCUAUGACAACGCGGAGGCGGAGUCGGUUGUAUGUCACCUUAACUACGACUCUGCUGAUGAAAUGUUAUCCGACAUCGCCAGCCUGCAAGGCGUGGGCAUAGUCGGUGCCAACGCGACGCGAGACAAAUGCGUCCUAAAAUGUGUCACCUACGACCUGGCCCUAGUAGACAAGCUCAUGACGUCAUUUGCAAAGUACAAGUCUCUCUGCCGUAGCGUCCACGCAAAGUACUCUCAGUUUAGAGAAAGCAAGAAGCUGACUGUUGUCGUGUCCCACCCUCACGGACAGUCCAAGAAGAUCAGCGUCGGACACUGGACCAAGCGGCAUCUGAUGGACGAAGAAAAUGAGAACUUGACCUCUUACAGCUACACAGCUUGCACCUGCCCAGGCAGCAGCGGCGCUCCGGUCUACACUUUUGGUGGCGAAGGAAAAUGGUUUCUGUCUACACAUCUUCACAUGGGUGUCACUGACAAAGGCAAUCAAAGCUGCUUCUGUUGGGAAUAAAAGAUCUAACUUUAUUUAAAAACACAGAUUUAAAAAAAAAUUGUUAUUAAGCUAUCGAUACGAAACUUUAGGUUGGCACGUAUCGCAAUAUAAAUGAUAAAACAUUAUAAUUGUUAGGUCAUAUAUUUUAGGGAAUACUUAUCAAAAAAAGAUUAUUACAUAACUUAGCCAAAUAACCUCAUUGAAAGGAUUAUACAAUAAUAAAAUUGAAUGUUUAAUAACCAAAAAGAAAUUAGAUCUAGAGCCACACUAAUCACAUCACAAGCGUCCUUGUUUUCAUCUCUAAUCAUCGGCCAUCUUUGACUUCCUCUAUCUUCUCGUGUCCCUGUCCUGUGUCUCAUGGUGCACAGUCUCGCACCUAAUGAAAGUGCGCAACUUAGAGUCAUAAUAUGCAAAUGUUAUCCACAACACUUUCUGCAUUAUUUAGAACCAUGAUUAAACCACUUGGCCACGAGGAAGUAAGCCAAGUAAAGUUGGCACGCCACAUGGCAACUCUAAUCAUGUUUUUGUAGUAUCACCCUUUAUGGUAAAGUUGUUAUAUUUUACUUACGUAUUUAGUUAUCCACUUUGUGACACCUAUUUUUAG
This is a messenger RNA of Biomphalaria glabrata, 1672 nucleotides long. RefSeq lists its product as uncharacterized. The coding region runs from base 148 to 1086 and encodes 312 amino acids. The transcript has 2 exons. The record is from RefSeq and is a predicted model, not a curated record. Lineage: Eukaryota; Metazoa; Mollusca; Gastropoda; Planorbidae.